Messenger RNA from Leptomonas pyrrhocoris, 3339 nucleotides. RefSeq lists its product as hypothetical. Bases 1 to 3339 code for a protein of 1112 amino acids. The transcript has a single exon. Lineage: Eukaryota; Euglenozoa; Kinetoplastea; Trypanosomatida; Trypanosomatidae. The record is from RefSeq and is a predicted model, not a curated record.
AUGGCACGUGGCAAAGGUCGCUCCCAACAGGCGGCGGCCGACAGUUCUUCCAUGCAGAAUGACGCCGCACCCACAGCUGUUUCUGUCACUGCUCCCGAUGCAGCUCCCCAACACGACGCCGUUACCAUGAAGGAGGCCCUCACCGCCCCCUUUAUGAUUUACGACGCGCAGGCCCGCCGCAUCGUGCCGAACCCGGCGUACAACCGCACGUUGCUGAGGGAGGUGCGUCGUCUGCAGAGCAUCACCCUCACAAAGCUGCGUGCCCCGAUGCAGGCGAAUGCGUCCUACACCCCGAAAGAGCUCCUCUACGAACUCGAGGCGGCCCUCUUCUACAUCUGCGCCUCGGCCGCUGUCACCUCGAACGCGGACGGACUGAAGUAUUUGACGAGCGACGCCGAAGCCGAUGCGGUGAUGCCGCAGCUGGAGUCCUUCCUGGCGCACCACAGCGCGCCGGCGAAAACCACCGUGGCCCUCGCCUACUGCCUCACCGAAGGCACCUCCCACGAGGUCCUCACAUCCUUUAUCUCAAUGGUGCAGCAGCGCGUGGAGGGGAGUCUCGACCCGGCCAUCGACCGCAAGCGCACCGAGGACGAGCACAAGGCGCUGCGGGCCACCAAGAACAACAUCCACGACAUCGCCCAGCUCCUGCGGGACGUGGCGACGACCUACCACAGCAUCGACACGCCGUCGCAGAUGCAGCGACGCCAGCCGCAGAGCGACCCCACCCAGGUCGAUGUCGCCCGCAGCCCCGCUGCGAACGCGGUCCCGGCGCGGAUGCUUGACGAGGCCUUCUACAAGGUGCUGCGGUGGGUGAUGGCCGUGGACACCGAUCGUCGUGCGUUGAAGGCCGCCGCAUCGAUGGCCAGUGGACACGGCGGGGGCGCUGGUGGGCAGACACAGCAGCAGCGGCAACGGUGGAAGGAGGUCUCUGCCGUUGCAGCAGCAGUGGCAUCGGCGGUGUCGGCCAGUGACGCCGCGAUCUCUGCACCGGCCGCCGUGGCUGCUGCCAGCACGCAGGGCUUUGCAAAGGUGGUGGACUACGACCCCUUCACCGGCCAGGCCACCCUCGAGCGGGCUGCGGAAGGGCAGCGGUGGGGACUGCUGCUCAACGCGAAGGGUCUACUCGUGGGGCUCGAAAAUGAACUGCGUAACUCGAGCGAGGCGGGCGAGCGUCUGUACGACGCGGUGCAGCAGCAGUCGAAGGAGGCGGGUGGGCUCGCCAUCUACGAAGUGAACCGUCGCCGCAUUCGGCCAGUGCACCUGACCGAUGAUGAGCUGACAGCGAGCCAGGCGGACAUGCUGCAGAAACUGCGGAAGAGCCUCUCGCAGCCAACGAAACUCCUCCACCUGUCGAUUGAGAAGCGGAAGCAGGCAGACCUGACCUCGCCCCACGAGGUGCUCUAUGAGGUGUCCUACCAGGGCGGCGAGAACAGCGUCGGACAGCGCUGCCUGCUCAUGCUCGAGCGCGCGUCUGCCUCCAUUCCGUGGGGCUUGAAGUUGAAGUACGCCAAAGGCACCCCGGCCGUCUUGUCCGACUUCUCCCCAAAUAUUCGCUUCUCGGCAGCGGCGAAGAACUUUUUGUUCGACACCCGCGGCCGUGUCCGUGUGCUGCGAAUGAACAGCAAGGAUCUGUCGAAGCUGACGGCAGCGGAGAUGAAGACGCUGGUGUCCGGGGCGUUGGUUCUCACCUUGAACUUGCAGGUGACGGACGCGGAUGGCGAAGUCCCGGAAGGAGCGGCGGACGCGACAGCGGCGGCGGAGGACGGAGCGGAGGAGAGGCCGCCUGAGACGAUAGCGGAGUUGGACGAGGCCGAAGAUGUAGGGGUGCAGGCAGCCGCCACGGCUGCGGACGACGAAAUACAGGUGAAGGCCGAUGAAAAGAGCACCGAAGUUGAGCCCAUGGCGGAGGAGGAGGCGCUGGAGGCGGCGGCCGCCACCACAGUGCCAUCGGCGGCGCAGGCGGAGCUCGAUGACGUUGCCGCCGCGAUCGCGGACGAGUUUCUCCUCCAGCACGACGUCGCCGACGACGCAGCGAGCCCCAACGCGACGGAGCCGGCGGCGAAGUUAUCAAAGAAAGAAAAGAAGGGCGCCGUCAACGGCGGGGAGGCUUUCGAGGAACUCGAUUGGGCAAAGCCGACGACGACGUUUGGUGCCUCAGGCGAGGAGGACCUCGACGACGGCGGCGGCGACGAGGCGGACGCAACGAGGGAGCUCGGCGACACGGAAGAGGAAGGGGAGGAGCCCGGUGCGGCGGGGGCUGACGAGCACGCCGCGGAGCGCGCACUGUUGAAAGAGCAUCAUCUACUGCAGGAGGGCGAGUCCGGCGACGAGGGCCACGCCGAGACGGGCGACGAUGCGGUGAUGGGGGAGAGUGCCGAUGCUGCGCUGGCAGAAGACGGUGUGACAGAUGAUGAAACGAAGGUGGUCGAGGAGGAGGCGGCGUUGAAGGCACUCGAGGAAGAUGCCCCGGCGAAGAAACCACGCAAGGGCAGGAAGGCGAAGGGGGAGAAGGCGGAGCCUGAGAAGAAGAAGCAAGGCGGAAAGGAAAAGAAGACGCGGGGCCGCAAGAAGAAAACCUCUACCGCGGAAAAGCCGAAGGAUGCAGCGGCGGAAGACGCCUCUGUGGAGGCAGAAGAUGCGACAGACGCGGCGGAGGUGACGGACUCAGAAGACGCUGCCCCUGGCGAGGACGGAGCCGAUGACACGGCAGCAGCGGCGGCGGUGGCACAGACGGCUGGGGAUGUCCCCCUCGUCGAUUUGCCUCCCACGGCGGCGGAGGUCGCGAUGGAGGUGGGCAAGAAGAACGCGGAGAGGAAUAAGCGAGGUGGUAAGUCGAAAGCGAAGGAGGGAGAAGAGGAGGCCGAGAACGAAGAAAGCGCAGAAACUGCCCAAGAAAUACCUGCGUCUUCACUGGACAGCAAGGCAGACGCUACUGCUAUUCCAGAGGACGACGUCUCGCCGUCGUCUACGCGUGUGUCCCUCAACGAAUUAGUCCACGCCGCCCCUCUUACCUUCGAGAACAACGUGAAGCUGGACAAGUUUGACGGUUCCACCUUGGAGUUGGAGCGGACCAGCGUGGCGAGCCCGUGGAACAUCAAGGUGGCGUUUGCAGGCGACGACAUUAUCAUGACGAAACUGCCGCCCAUCCCUGCGGCGCAGCGGCAGCAUCCGUUUUUGCGCUCUCUCGGCGCCGGCGCACAGGGCGAGGUGAAGUGGGUCGUGGAGGGACUGAAUGGCCAGGACCUCUCGAUGAUGAGCAAGACCCUCAAGACCAAGGCGCUGGAUGCCAUCAAGGGUUCUACGAAACUUACCUUUGUCUUGAAGGCGCUGCGGAAGUAG